AUGGCCUAUAGAUACCUCAGGCAUGGACUAUAUACUAGGCGUAAAAAGUUGGAAGUAAACGGGUUUAAGCCCUUUAUUGAUAACUUAAUGUGGACUGUUACCAACUUCCAUUAUCAGUACUAUUUUAAUAAUAUUUCCAAGCAUUCAAUUUUGUCGAAUCAAGCUCAAAUUGACAAAAUUGUCAAGGCUGCUUGUAGUUUUAGCAACGCCAAUGCCUCAAGCCCCGAAGAUGCUUGUACUUCUGAAGCUGACGUAACUGGCAAAUCACCAAUAAGGUACAUGAGAUGUGGAAUUCCACAGAUAGUCCCCUACAGGAGACAGACGAACCCGUUCUGCCCCAAUUCUAGCAACAAAACUGGGUUUCAGUUCAAGUACAAGAACUUGCUGAAGUAUCCGAGGCCGAUUCGAAACAGGAAGCUGGCCAUCACCGACCUGGAUGUUCCACAUGCCUAUUCAACGCCCAUACACACUAACUAA
Theileria orientalis strain Shintoku is the source of this 477-nucleotide messenger RNA. RefSeq lists its product as hypothetical. The coding region runs from base 1 to 477 and encodes 158 amino acids. The transcript is spliced from 3 exons. The record is from RefSeq and is a predicted model, not a curated record. Lineage: Eukaryota; Apicomplexa; Aconoidasida; Piroplasmida; Theileriidae.